GACACAGAGCCAUUGCAGUAUAAAACCGAGAGGACUCUUUUCUCUCUCAUAGCAGCAUAAACGGCGUCGUAUCAAGUCUCCGUCUUGGGUAUUGUUUCUCGGCGAACCAGGUAUUAGAAAAAUUUGGGGUUUAUGAGUAGGCUGUAAUGGAAAGUGGUUUUCAGAUGAAGAUGUUAGAAAAUGGUGAUGAGGGAUAUCAGUUUGGAGAUUGUGAGGAGCUAAAACUAGGGAUGGAGGUGUCUAGUGAAGCUGAAGCUUAUGAGCUGUGCAACAACUAUGCAUAUAAGAAAGGGUUUAGUAUUCGUAAAGGGCACCUUCGAAAAGAUGCGCAGAAUAAUCCCAGGCAGAGAGAGUUUUUGUGUUCGAAAGAAGGGUUUCUGCGAGAUGAGGACUUGUGUGAGGUGAAAAAGGUGAGGAGGUUGGAGACGAGGACGGGGUGCAAGGCUGCAUUUCGGUUCAAUGUGGAAAAUGGUGUGUGGAAGAUCUCUUACACUAAUCCGCAUCAUAAUCAUGAGUUUGCGAGUCCUGAAGAAAGAAAAUUUCUGAGAUCGGGUAGAAAUAUACCGAGUGUUGGUGCAGCUAUCGUUGGUUAUAGGGUUGAUGAGAGUAGCACACCAGUGAAAGCAGACCCAAUCUUGGAAAAGGAAUGUGGCAGUGCUGACAGUGUUGGGUUCACUCAUAAAGAUUAUCAUAGUCUUUUGCAAAGCAAGAAGGGAGAAAUGAUGGAAGCCAGGGAUGUACAAAAUUUGGUUAACUAUUUUAAGCAUAAACAGAUUGAGGAUCCGAACUUUUUCUAUAGUGUUAAAGUCGAUCAAUUUAGUCGGAUAACAGAUUUCUUUUGGAGAGAUGGUGGAUCAAAGUUGGACUAUGAUUGCUUUGGAGAUGUGGUCUGCUUUGACACCACAUUUCAGACCAACAAAUACAAUCUUAUUUGUGCUCCAUUUGUCGGAGUUAAUCAUCAUUGGAAGAAUGUCUUAUUUGGUUGUGCUUUUUUAUUGGAUAAGAGCGUCGACUCAUGUAUUUGGUUGUUUAAAACAUUUCUGGAGUCAAUGGGACAUAAACAACCUAAAACCAUUUUCACAGAUGAGGAUACAGCAAUCGCAAAUGCACUUGCAAGUGUGCUUCCAGAGACACGCCACCGAUUGUGCAGUUGGAACAUCUCUAAGAAUGCUACGCUACAGCUUGCUAGUCAUUAUGCUAAUCCUGAGUUCAAGAAGCAAGUCAACAUAUGCUUUCAUGAUUGUUUUACUGAAGAUGAGUUUCAAGCUGCAUGGGGUAACAUGAUUAAAGCAUUCAGCCUUGAAAGUAACUCGUGGCUGAAGAUGAUAUAUUCACUUAAAGAGAAAUGGUGCCCUGCUUUUAGCUUAGAUACUUUCUCUGCAAAUAUUGCAUCCGGCCAGAGGGGUGAGAGCAUGAACAAUAUUUUCCAUCAAAUAUCUAGAACAAAUGGGGAUCUGAUCAGUUUUGCACACCAUUACGAGGAAAAAACAAAAGAGAUGCGAUUCAAAGAGUUGGAAGAGGAUUUUCAUUGUAGAAAUGCCACGCCUUGUCUCACAAUAAAUAGUGGUGUCUUUAAGCAAGCAGCUACUGAGUAUACUGUUAGAAUGUAUUCAUUUCUUGAAAAUGAGCUCAUGGGUAUCUUUGGGGUGAGGAUGACAGAAGUCGGUACUGAUGGGAAUGAGUGUAUUUAUGAAGCUACUGAAGAAGGUUAUGGAAGAGUCUAUAGAAUUCGAUUUCGAUAUGAUUGUUUUACUGCUAGGGUUUCCUGUUCUUGUAAGUUAUUUGAAUCCAUGGGAGUGUUGUGUCGUCAUGCUCUAAAAGUAUUGGAUUUGAAAAACUUCACAAGCAUACCAGCCCAGUACAUAGUGAAGAGAUGGACCAAAGGGGCGAAGAAGGGGAUUGUGGUGAGUACUGAUUUCUCCAAGUCACCAUACAAAAAGGCAAAGUCUGCCCAAUCGUCGCGCCUAAGUGCAUUGAUGCACGAAGGAACUAAUGUUUUCAGUUUAGGCUCGUUGUGUGAUUCUGGAACUAGGAUUGUCAAACAGAAGUUAGCAGAGACGAUGCAGUUACUCGAAGGUGAUGCAGAAACUACCAACAUGGUUAGAAAUUUGAGAAGAGCAGAUGACUCAUCUGUCUGUGCUGCGGUUCUGGAUGACUGAAGUGUGGAACGGUUGCGAGGGAUGAAGGGAAACUGCUAGAUUGAACAUAUUUUUAGAUGUAUACACUAUACAGUUACCAUGCUUCUUGUCAAUACUUUUGAAUUUUACUUUUUGGUAGUGCUUUGUAAUGCAGCAAGUUGUAUAGAUUAUACCAUUAAUGGAUUUGGCAUGAAAUUAAGGAUCAUGUCAAAAUUCGGCCGAAGGU
This is a messenger RNA of Rosa chinensis, 2364 nucleotides long. RefSeq names its product protein FAR1-RELATED SEQUENCE 5. The transcript has 2 exons. The record is from RefSeq and is a predicted model, not a curated record. Gene Ontology annotation, biological process: regulation of DNA-templated transcription. Bases 147 to 2159 code for a protein of 670 amino acids. Gene Ontology annotation, molecular function: zinc ion binding. NCBI's taxonomy places the organism in Eukaryota, Viridiplantae, Streptophyta, Magnoliopsida, Rosales, Rosaceae.